CACAACACUUAGUUUUCACUGGAAGGUGUAAAGGAAAGACUUCACUUGUUCAAAGCAGACCUUUUGGAACAAGGCUGAACUUAUCGAUCCUGCGGUCAAGGGGACACUUAACGUUUUGAAUCUUGCACCAAAGCUUCUUCGUUAAAAGGGUUGUUGUCACCUCCUCCAUGGCAGCCGUUGGUUACAAUAGAAAACCACGCACACCUGAUGUUACCGUCGAUGAAACUUGGUUCUCUGAUCCUGAGCUUUGCGAGUCCUCCAAGAUGUGGUAUGUUCUAUCCAAAACUUUGGCGGAAGAUGCCGCUUGGAAACUCGCUAAAGAGAAAGGCUUAGACAUUGUUACUAUUAACCCAGCUAUGGUGAUCGGUCCUCUCCUACAGCCAACUCUGAACACGAGUGCUGCUGCUAUACUUUGAUUGGAUUUCUUUUGAGCCUUUGCCCGUUCUCAAGAUUUGGAUUGUUUUUCUAAUGUUGGGUUAUAUCAAAUACUUUGUUCUGUUUCUUCUUGACAAAAAUAUUUUCCAAUACUAUAUAAUUUGGGAUGUAGAAGUUAUUCAAUGAUUUGGAAAAAAACACAUGUAUUAGU
Molecule: messenger RNA, 586 nt
Organism: Arabidopsis arenosa
Lineage: Eukaryota; Viridiplantae; Streptophyta; Magnoliopsida; Brassicales; Brassicaceae
Source: the annotation of a GenBank genome assembly